UUCAUAGUCUCAAGGAUCUCAUUGAAUCUAAUAUAUACAAAACUUGACAAAAAUGAAGGUGUUCCUCGUGUGCUUGGUGUUAGGUAUCUCGACUAUUUUCGCGAAACCUCCAUUUGCAUCCAAAAUCUCAAUCAAUGGUGUGAACCUCAACGCCUCCAGUGGACACGAUGUUAUUGAUGGUAAUUGCACAAAUACGACCGAUGCAGAUUUAGUUUUUAAGGACUAUAUUCAUUUACAUAGGGUUCCAUUUUUUACUAGAAGCGGCAAGUCUGAAUGGCAUGGAGACCAAAAAAUCUACUGCGUGCAAGCCUUGAAUCAGAAAAGUGACGAGACCGGUGGUACUGCUAAUAUCACAGAAGGUGGGGUAGGUCAUAAUUAUGUGACCAUAGAGAUGAAUUCGUAUGUUAGUCAUGGGAUCGAGUUUUAUAUUUAUGUUUGGGCAAAAUAGACCAAUUGCUAUUAGAGAUAAAAUAAACAGUUUUUAAAAACAA
Anthonomus grandis grandis is the source of this 491-nucleotide messenger RNA. RefSeq lists its product as uncharacterized. The record is from RefSeq and is a predicted model, not a curated record. The transcript is spliced from 2 exons. NCBI's taxonomy places the organism in Eukaryota, Metazoa, Arthropoda, Insecta, Coleoptera, Curculionidae. The coding region runs from base 53 to 448 and encodes 131 amino acids.